Messenger RNA from Paramecium pentaurelia, 363 nucleotides. NCBI's taxonomy places the organism in Eukaryota, Ciliophora, Oligohymenophorea, Peniculida, Parameciidae. The record is from the annotation of a GenBank genome assembly.
AUGUAUCAAAAAAAUAUAUAUCAGGGAUGGUUUAACUCCUAACAAAAACGGAGAUCAUAUUUAAAAAAAUAAAAUUCUAAGUCAAAAAUCUAUAAAAAAAGAAAUUCUAUAUCUAGUGGAUGGGAAAAUGAUUAGGAUGUAAGUAAAAUAAUAAAUUAAGUGACCAAUAUAAAUAAUGACUAAUUUAGAACAAAUAAAGUAUCUUACUUGGCUAAAUUAAAGGAUUCACAGCUUCUAAAAAAUAAGAAAGUAGACUGUGGAUUGGAACUGGAAUUUGGAGAAUUUAUCCUGAAAAUGGUUAGAAAUGAACUCUAGGGAGUAUUUAUUAUUAGAAUGAUAUAAAAUCAAUGCAAAAAUUUAUGA